CAUUGCAGCUUUUUUUUGACUCGGCGAUCUCUUGUAUUUCAUUUUCUUCUCUUUCGUCAUAUUCAAUAUCGAUAGAAUCGCUUGCUUGAACCCGUGCCCCCCCUCUAAACCUCGACCACAGCCACCGCCGCCAUGCGCCUGACCGUCGAGCUCAUCCAUCAUUCCCUUUCAUACAUUAAUCCGCUCAAGGAUCGUGAGCUGGAUCUCCGAGGGCACAAGAUCCCCACAAUUGAGAACUUGGGUAUUGCAAAGGACCAAGAUACAAUUGAUUUCACGGACAACGACCUCUCUUCCCUCGGGAACUUCCCUUUCUUCCCUCGCCUUCGUUCUCUCCUCCUCGCGCGCAACCGAAUCAAUCACAUCCAACCCAACUUGGGGUCAUCAAUUCCGUCUCUGACUACCCUGGUGUUGACAUCGAACAACCUAUCCGAGCUGGCUGACGUCGAAUCGCUGCGCUCUCUUCACAAACUCACACAUCUGGUCCUCCUGGAGAACCCCAUCACACGGAAGGAGAACUAUCGCUACUGGAUUAUCUGGCUGGCACCCUCCGUGCGAUUCCUCGACUACCAAAAAGUGAGAGAUGUGGAGCGCAAACAGGCCAAGGAGCUGUUCGGAACCGUCGAGCAACCCUCCGCCCUCGCCUCAAAGAUCAUGGGCAUCAAGUCCCGGGCGUUCGAUGCCUCUAGCGCCGCCGCCACGACUGGCCAAGCCGACAAGGCUAUCCGCGUCAAACUGACCGAUGCCGAGAGAAAGCGUGUGGAGAAGAUGAUCCGUGAGGCGAAGAGCUUGCAGGAGAUUACACGACUCGAGAAGGAAUUGAACGAGGGACGGAUACCCGGCGGUCCCGACGCCGAUGGUGAUGAGAAGAUGCAGAUGUGAGUUUCUUGCAUCUUACGGGGGUAGACCUUGAACAUAUCAUGCCUGCUUUGUUUUCAUCUGCUUCUCCGGGCUCAGAUCUUCGUUUCGUUUUUUCUUUCCUGUUACGGUCGUUGGGAUUCUCAUAUUAUACCUGGCCUUUUCACUUGCGGGGUUGUGUGUGUUUCAUUCUGGGGAUUUUAUUGCUCGCUAUGCAUAGGUGUCUACCUGUGCGGUUUGUUAAGGCUUCGAGAAUUAGCAUUAUGGAGCUAGAUUUUCAUACCCAAAAAGUCUUCUUCCGUU
Messenger RNA from Penicillium subrubescens, 1158 nucleotides. RefSeq names its product U2 snRNP complex subunit LEA1 (gene lea1). The record is from RefSeq and is a predicted model, not a curated record. Gene Ontology annotation, cellular component: U2 snRNP. Gene Ontology annotation, molecular function: protein binding; U2 snRNA binding. The transcript has 4 exons. The coding region runs from base 133 to 879 and encodes 248 amino acids. NCBI's taxonomy places the organism in Eukaryota, Fungi, Ascomycota, Eurotiomycetes, Eurotiales, Aspergillaceae. Gene Ontology annotation, biological process: mRNA splicing, via spliceosome.